Anopheles merus is the source of this 2558-nucleotide messenger RNA. RefSeq names its product tafazzin homolog (gene Taz). The record is from RefSeq and is a predicted model, not a curated record. Gene Ontology annotation, molecular function: 1-acylglycerophosphocholine O-acyltransferase activity. NCBI's taxonomy places the organism in Eukaryota, Metazoa, Arthropoda, Insecta, Diptera, Culicidae. The coding region runs from base 424 to 1671 and encodes 415 amino acids. The transcript is spliced from 6 exons. Gene Ontology annotation, cellular component: mitochondrial membrane. Gene Ontology annotation, biological process: inner mitochondrial membrane organization; cardiolipin acyl-chain remodeling.
GCCACCGUUCCUGCGGCAGAAGAAGUGCUAGAAUGUGCGCGCGCACUACACGCAUCCGUAAUGUGUAAUGUUUUCGUGUGGCCGCACCGCAAAUUAUGUAAUGACCGCUUUUCUGGGGUGGUGCGAAAAGGUUUCGAAUGUCAAGCGCCAUCGUUCGAGAUACCUCGCCCAAUGUGUGGACAUGGCAAAUCUGUAUCAAGCGCCAUGCUAAGCGCGCCACUGACCCACUUAAAUGAGUGUGUUUAGAGCAACGUUCGAAAAGAGAGUGGGGGGUGAUGGUGGCGGUCGCCGGCCCCGUUCGGCCGUGUGUUGCACAACAUACGCGGCGGCAUCACCGCGGUUGCCGAAAUCUCCGAAACCGAAGAUGACGAAGUCGCUCACCGGCCACCUUUCGCUUUUCAAAACAUCACUGCGACAGCGGUGAUGGUGGGAACGGUCUGUUUUUGUCGGGCGGUCGAACAGCACCACCACCCAACAACGUCCAUCGAGUGUGUUUACCAAAUGCAUGCAACAUUGCACCAACCAAAACCCACCCCAGAAUGGUUCGCCCUAAAACUGAACCAAACGGGCAGAAGGCAACACUUCCUUGUGCGAUCGGAUCCGAGCAGGCGGACAAAGACCGAAAGUGUGUGCACACGCACAAAAGAAAUUGCAUUUGCAAAGGCCCUCGGGCACACGCGAUGCAUAGUAGCUGUAGUGGCUGGUGGCGAAACAAAGCGCGCAACAAAUAGUGCGAAAUGGAGUAAAGACAUCGCAGCAGGCGAGGCAGCAACGCAUGCAAUCCCGCACCGAGACCCGCGUUCAAGGUCGACCCCCCGCCCUCUCGGUUGUGUGGUGCAGAGGGGGCACUUGUGCACUUGUUUUUUCAUUCCCUUUUUCAUUACCACGCGGUCGUCGUCGUCGUCGUCGUCGUGGUCGUGGCUGCUGUUACGCUCUAACGCUGUGUGGUAUUUGGCUGCUGCUGCUUCUCCACGAUCAAUCUGGCUGAACAAAGCACGCGUCCACAACAUCGACGUCCUGGAGAAUGCGCUCGAGAACCGGCCGAAAGGGAAGUCGCUGCUGACCGUCUCCAAUCAUCACUCGUGCUUCGAUGAUCCAGGCAUAUGGGGACUACUAGACAGGCGGUUGCUAAAGCUGCGCAACGUUUGCAACAAAAACGUCAUCCGAUGGUCAAUGGCGGCGCACGACAUUUGCUUCACCUGCAAGGCGCACUCGCUGUUCUUCAUGUACGGGAAGUGCAUACCGGUGGUGCGGGGCGGCGGCGUGUACCAGCCGGCGGUGGAUCUGUGCAUCGAGAAGCUGAAGCUUGGCGACUGGGUGCAUGUGUUUCCCGAGGGGAAAGUUAACAUGACUAAAGAGGAUCUCAGGUUCAAGUGGGGCGUCGGGCGAAUAAUUUACGAAGCACCCGACCUGCCCAUCAUUAUCCCGAUCUGGCACAUCGGCAUGGACGACGUGCUGCCGAACGAACCGCCUUACUACCUCCGGAUGGGCAAGAAGCUAACGUACAACUUCGGCAAUCCGAUCGACCUAAGCGCUCUUAUGGAACGGUUACGCUCGUCGCCGGUGAGCGAAGAGGAGGCGCGAAAGCAAAUUACCGACCGUAUCCAGGAGGAGAUGAUGAUACUUAAACAAGAAACCGAACGGCUGCACUCGGAGUACGUGAAAAGCUGAGCCCGAGCAGGGGCCGGCUAGCGCGGGUUGGACCAAACACUAAACAAGCGUCAACGGGAACGAGAUCGGCAAGCGUCUUCCACAGACCUUCAUGACCAAGACCUUACCCCUUUUUCACACACACCCACAGACACACGCACACCAGCGGCCGUUGCUUUACUACACCGUUUGAGUGUGUGUGGUGUGUGGUGUUGCUUAACUUUCAUCAAAACCUUUUAGAAUAAUUACCGAUAGAUUAGGCGUUACUACCGUUCGUUGUCCGGGGCGUUUCAGAUUCGGAGAUUCAGAGUUAAAGUGCAUUUUAGCGUUACUGAUGUGAGCCUGCAGCGGGUACGGAACGCCUGCGGAGCUAUUGCGUGUAGAACUCGUUGCCCGGAAAUCUAGUCAAAUAGAACACCAGAAGAUGCUAUCCUACCAAUAUUUCGUUCAGCGGUACACACGAGGUCGCCACGUGAGGCAAGAGAAAGUUAGGAGGAGAGUAUAAGAGAAAGGGAGAGAGAGAUCAAGUGAAUCGGUUUCCGCGAUAAGAAAAGAUCUCGGCGUUAGAUUGACGUUAGGGGACGCCGCGACCCUUGACCUGACUAUGACGGUUGUGUUGCCGCGUACACGCGUGCUUCGAGAUACGAGCGAGGCACUGAGGUGUAAAACCCGUCCACCUCGUCCAUAUUGAGUAUUUUCCAUUCUUAGUUUUUAACACACAUGCACACACACACACUAGCUUUCGAUUACAGCGAUAAGAGUUUGCAAACUACGACCUACGAUGACGACGUUACGGAGCCCGUCCGUUGUGUAGUAGUGCGCAAGCAUGCUUACGUUUAGCGCGAACGGUUCCGCGGUUUUUGACACGCUCCUUAAGGAAUAAAUACGGAAAUGGAUUAAAAAAAGAA